AUGGCGGGGUUCGAGAUGUUCGACCUCAAAGGAAGGAAACACAAGGAAUCUUCUUCGGUAAUUUUCAUUUCUUGCCGGGAAGUUUUAAUCAUUUUGUUUAAAUAACGCUAUUGAAAUCUUUUCUUUAGUCUAGAGUGCUUUUGACAGUCAUAAGUACAUUAUUAAGUAGGUAAGUGAUCGAGUAUAUUUCGUCAAUUUUCACGUCCUUCACGAAACCAGCUGAUUUUCCUCUCGAUUUAUACCUUACUUUUGUUUGGGUUGUGCCCGGUACACCAGCACACAAUGAAAAAGAUUAAAGCCAAAACGAAAGAUUAUACAGAUUCGAUAAUUUAAACACAAAACUCUCUCGUGUUCACGACAGUACACCAAGGUAAUUUUAAACUUUUAAAGGUAGGGGGAAUUUCGCUUGUUGAAGUAUAUGAAGGGGGUAGGGAAAUCUGUCAUUUCAAUCGGUAAAAAGGCCCAAAAGGGCUACUAGAUGCAUUUUAUGGCUGUGAAAAAGUCAAGAAAACGUUCUGGUUUUGUGAUUUAUUCAUAUUUUAACGACAAGGCAUUUGCAGCAGUUGAAAGGGGUGCAAACUUCUUAACUAGGUAUGUGAAAGGGGUACCAUUUGUCAAUAGAAGGUGCACAAUACAAAAGUGUUACCUUUACUGUCAAAAAUGGUAUAUAAAUGGGUAAGGGAUUGGUCCUCGGGGCAGAGCCUCCCCAUUUCAAACUUUUUGGAGUACCUAACCUGUGACAAGCACAAGACCCUAAUUAAGGCUUAAAACUGCUGAAUAGAGGGUUCAAGGACUCCUAGGGAUGUAGCAUACUGCUUUAACUCCUUGAGUCCUAGUAACACGCAGUCACCUGAUAAUUAGUUUAGAAUAUUGUUAAUUUGUUUUCAGUGACAAUGUGGAAAGAAGAGAAAUUGAAAAAGAAAGGUUACAACAUGAACUGAGAGAAAGUGAUGACAAACUUAACAGACAAGUGGAAGGUAAUAAAUUCAAAACACUACGAUUUUGUGGCUGAAGAUUGUUUAGUGUAAUAAAGAAAUUUAAAGUCAACAGAACAUUAUGUCCCACAACAUUUCUGGUUCAACUAAAUAAAUCAGUAACCUAGUCAGACAAAUGUUUUUGUUAAAAGAAAAAUUAUUUGCAGACAUGUACAUUCAAAAUACUUUUCAAAUUAAGUGAAGAUACACUGUAUACGGUUUACGAAAAGUGUAAAAUUGUGUGACUGCAUCUUGUAGCCUGCUAGACUAUUCCUGCAUUUAAAACAUAAUCAAAAUGCAAAUGUCAAGCUGAAAUUCUCCAAAAAAAAUAGACAAGGGAAUGGUAGCAGGGACUAAGGAUUGAUAGGAACUGCUGAAAAGUUCAUCAGUUUGAAGCUAAAAGAAAGGUUAAUUUCAAACAAACAGGUUGCAGUCAAGGAAAAGUGAUAUUUGUCUAAUAAUUUUCUGAGCAGUGAAAAAACCUGAAAGAGGAGGGAUGGGGAGAGUGCAGUCUUGUACAUUAUCCGGUAAUGCAAUUUGUCAGUUUUGCAAUAAUAGAAUGACUUUAACAAUAUUUUUCAGCUCAUCAAGAUAACUUGAAGUCAAGCAUUCAAACAUUUACUGGAAUCUCUACGAGAAUUGCAGGUUUUGUUUUAUUUAUUUUCAAGAAGCAUUGUUGCGGGUUCAAAAGGUCAUGGAUUGUGAUUUGUGAUUGGUGGAUUUCAAUCCGUUUUGUAUGUUUCUGUGUUUCAAGUGAGGUUUGUUCCUUGUGAUUGAAAUUAAUUAUGAUUGACAACAGGGAAAAACACAUUUGUGAAGGCAGCUUUUGAGCUUAAGAGUUUGCAUGUUUUUGAAAAGCGCAGUAAUAAUAUUGUUGUUGUUGUUGAUAGCAUCUCUUGACAAAGUGAAAAACUUAAGAGAACAUCUUCAAGCAUGCAAAUCCUUACUACACUGCAAGAGAGAAGAACUGAAGAAAUACUGGAUGGAUGGACUGGAGUAUAAUGAAGUGCUUAAUCUCCUGGAUAGAAUGUAAGGAAUAUUCUAGUAUGGUUCAUGGUAUCAUGUGCAGCUUCAUCAGGCUACAUGAAAAAGUUAACAGCAUUUGACAGCAGCAUCUAGGUUAAUAUUAGGGGUGCUUACCACGAUUUACACAGGCCACCCAACUGGAAAUCUUGUUCAUAACUCCAAUAGAACUACAAAAUUCGAGCUUGGUGGGAGAACAACCUGCUAUAAAGUCUAUCCAAACCAGCCAAACAGACUAAGGAGAGUAGAAAAAUGGCACCACCUCAAAUUACAGCCCAUAUUUUCUGAAGUUUCCCUAAUGGAAUGGCACAAACCAUUUGAUUUUCCUUCCAGAAUUUCUGGUUUUAACAUGUAAAUGGUAGAAAGUAACCAAGGUUAAUGUAGCUGGGAAUUUGACAUUCAUUGUGUCAAUAAAUUACAUGUUGCUAUGUACUGAAGUAGCGGGUCGGGGAAUUCAUAUUUCUUAUAACCAGGCAAAAUCCCUAACCUUUAAGAUCCAGUCAGUUAAAUGAGUUCAAACUUCCAUCUCCACUCUGAGGCAAUUUUGAGAUUCAGAGGCUGGAGCUGUAAUUUUUCUGUCAAGCUUGUUGUAGUUCUACUGGUUCAUUCAUGUUGUAGAAACCGCCCUUUAAUAUGUGCACGAACAUUGAAAUUUCUGAACUAUUUACUAUCAAUUUUGACUUUUGCUUACUUUUUAUAUGUUCUUAGAGACCAGGUGAAGAAUGUCCCAGAACAAAUUGAGAAAUACAAGAAAAAGAAAUAUUACCUCCAUGCUACAGAGCUUCUUGUCUCCACAGGUGAACAAUGACUCAAGGCUAGCAAUUAGAUCUUGGUUAUUAAAUUUCAAAUGAAAUUAAGAUUUGUUUAAUAAUUUGAUUUAGUUAUGUAAUGAAACUGUAUAUUAAUUAAUUAGUAUUUUGUUAUUUCCUCAAGUGCAGUAACUGUAAUAUUACCGUUUGUGAAUUUUCUUUACAAGAAGCGAUUUUUAAAUUUGUUUCUCUUCCCAGAAAGUGACAUUGAUAAUUUGAUAAAAAAAUUAAUCAACAAAUAAAUUACUUAGCCUUUAAAAUAUGAUCACUUUGAGAUUUUAAAGUGAUUUGACGUGAGCCCACAUUAAAUACCAAAAUUAAUAAUGAUAAUUAUUAUUUUAAAUACAUGAUCAAAUAAAACAAUAACUAUAUUGUGAUAUAUUACAUCUACUUUUUAUAAUUAAAAGUGUGAGCUUUAUUUUCUUGCAGUGUCACUACUUGAAGGUAGCUUAUCUGGUGUUGAAGCUUUACGGCAUCUGAGACUUGAUUUGCAGGCAAGAAAGAAGGUAAUAUGUUUUAUUUUAUUAUUUUAAAUUUUUUUUUAGCUUUGCCUGUUACUGAACAAUGAAUAGUAAAUAAAUGCUUAAAGGCAGGGGUACCAUCGCAACAGCGGUGAGCCAAUUACAAUGGUCUCAGAGCUUAAAAGAUAUGUAAGAAACAGUAAAACUUCAUGUGACAAUUAAAAACAACAACGGAGAUUGACAGAUGCAUCACAUGAAACGUUACAUGAUGGACAGAUGGUUUUCCAGGAUCGUGGGUUUGUCAUUUUGGUUCUAAACUAAUGGUAGUUUGUGGCUUAAGGGACUAAUGUCACAAUAGACAUCGCUGUUUUGGGUUAAUUUUGUGCUUAAGUCAUUAGUACUUGGUGCCUAAAACUGUACAAAAAAAUGCUCCCUUAGGAAUAUGAAGAUAAGAUAGCUAGCAAAUUUCAUCGUGGAGCACUAAUCAUAAUUAUUUUUUGGUGGUUGUUGUAUGCAUCGCAUUAAAGUCAACUUUUUCAAGUUUCAAUCCAUUUCCAUCCUUAGCUUGCCAUCUGUUGCAACAGACAACAGGAAUUUACUUAGAAUUGCAAUGCCUAAAAGUAGUCUUAAAUAACAAACUGAACUCUUAUUUUUGGAAUUCAAUUGAUGAGAAGACUAGAUUUAGCUUUUUAAAAAGAUAGCAAAUACCAUGACAUAGCCAGCCCUUUAAGCCACUUUCAGCCAUUCUUUGACAGUCAUUUGCCUUUUCCCAAAACAAAAACUGUGUGUAAAGUAAUGAAAAAAAAAAUGGUAAAAUUAAUUUCGAACAUGGUGAAAAUGCAACAAAUGAAUGAACAGGAGAAUGCAGUCCUUAUCUGCUUGCUUUUGUUGGGGUUCCUUUGACAUCCAUGUCUUGACGCAUGAUCGCUAUUGGUCCCCCUUCUCCCUGAGGCCCUGCCAGGGUAAAUUCCAACAAGCGACAUGGCCCAAAAAGUAGCGACAGCACGUAAAAUGAAAUUGUGACAAGAGACAACCUCCCUCGGCCAAAUUGCGACAGUAACGGCAAAGCCGACAAUAACUGACAAGCAUUUAUAAAACCGACACGAGACGUUUUAAAAUUCAGACGGGCGACAUGGGACCCCCCCAGGCAGGGCCUCCUCCCUCCCCCAAAGUAAUGGAAUGGUAAAAUAAUUAAUGUUGAGCUUUCUGAAUUAAAUAAUUGUUUUGAGUAAAUGUUGUUUUGCUCAAGUUAUGAGCAUGAGACAAAGACAGCAAUUGAAUGACUUGUGCUUUUUAGGUGGAGCAUGAAUUGCUGAUUAAGAAUUUGAAUACUCAUCUCUACCUGAAGUCAGAGAAGAGCAGGCAAAAAAGAACCAAACUUGCAGCUUAUAUGGCUGAUGAUAGUCUUUUGAAAGGUUUGCAUAUUUGACCAUGGCACUUUUCAUGCUUUACUACCGUAUGUUAAAUAGUGGGUCCCAAACAAAAUGAAAUGCUGAAUCUAUAAAAACAGCAAGUUAUAAUAAGAACUCUCUAGCACAUAUUAUUUUAUCAAUAUAUUAUAUAUUUUAUGGUAUAACAAACUUGAAAAUUAAGGGCAAGUUACAUGGCUGUCAGUUCAGAACUAUGAACACCAGGCCAGAACAAUCCUCCAUUCUUAAACAAACAGUGGGUCUCAAUUCUCUAUAUCCAAUGGCUUUUUUAAUCUGCCUUGGGCUAUUUUUAUAAUUAGUUCUGCUCUAAGUUGUUACUGUACAUGUGGCUCUUUCUGUUUCCUUUUGUAAUUAAUUUAAGCGUACCUUUUGAGAACUUCUUAGUCUUUACUGUUCAUGUAUUCUUAUUUUGUCAGUGUCAUCCUCCAGUGUUUCUGGAGUCUUCAAGAAAUCGCACACACGAACUGCGUCAAGUAAGACAACACAUUUGCUAUUCUUACCCCUUAAUUAAAAACCUUACUUCAGACUAAAAGUAAAACUUGUUAUUAGAUGGUGCAACUGCUGAUUUGUUUAGGCUGCAAAUGCUGCUGUAAUUUAUGUUAAAAAAUUCCAAUAUACCCCAUAACUAUAAUUUUUGUUCUCUGGUCAGUGCUUUUGAGGGAGGGGGUAAACCAUAUAAUGGCCUAUACAGGGAGACAGUGCAUUUAUAGCAGGUAAAGGGAUGCAAAGGUCUAAGGUACAGGGUACAUGUGGGUAUGUGAAAGGGGUACCAUUUGUCAAUAGAAGGUAUGUGAAAGGUGUACAAGAAUGGUAUAUUAAAGGUUAAGGGGUUGGGCUGUGGUGUGGAGCCUCCCUGCAUAAAACCUUUUGGAGUACUUCCUUGGGGGUCAGUGAAGCUUCAAGUUACCAUCCCAUAAGUAUGUUGAGUGUCAUGAUAGUUAUAUUCAGUAAAGUUGAUAGAGAAGAGUGACACCUUUUGAUACACAUGUUGUUCAUUGAAAAAAGGUUUGAGGAAAGUCAGAUAUAUUUCCCUGGAUAUUCAAGGAAGCUAUAAAGACCGUCCUUAACAAAGUUUUAAUUCGUAAAAUGACUGGCUCUGCAAGAUGAAGUAGUAUUCUGUGUUCUGAUAGGCUACAGAGGGUGGGUUGGUGGGUGGGUACAUGAUGGGUUUGUGCGUCCAAGAUUGUCCUCAUUGCUUCUUCAAGACCAAAUUCUCUUUUGUCUGUAUAAAUAUGUCCUUUCAUGGCCUACUUGUUCUCUUUGCAAUUUUGAUCAUGCGCAAGGUCAACAUAACUGGAUAUUGAGGACAAAAUACUUUUUUUUAAUAUCCAGCCAUGUAGACCUUGCACGUGGUCAAAACUGGAUAUGUAAAAGUUACAUUCUUUUUUUAGGAACUCUUUUGAUGGAGCCAAUGUCGUCAGUCACUUCAGUAAAUUCUUCAACUGAGGUAUUGUAUUAUUUUAAUCAAAAUAUGAAGAUCGGGCAGCAUUCAGAUGCCAUUUUUCAUUGGAAUAAUUUUUUUAGUAAGGUCAAGGCAGUUUAAGUUGUAAUUUGGAAGAAGGAGAAUUCUAACACCAGAAAGCUCAGAAAAAAUUCCUAGCUCCAAGUGAGAAUCAAACUCACAACCCUCCUUGCUCAGAAGCUCUAACCACUGAGCUACUCGAGGGUCUUUGGCGAACAGGGUCGAAAUUAAAUAUAACUACACCAGUCUUAGAGGACUGUCUUGGGGACUUGCUCAAAAUCAGCCAUCCACCAGUUUACAAGAUCAAGACUGUUCAAUAUAAUUUAAAAGAAGGAGAAUUCCAACAUGCGAAUGCUUGGAAAACAUUUCGAGCUCCAGGUGAGAAUUGAACUCAAUGUUGACAAGACGUUGCAAAACUGAAUUAAUAUCCUGUCCUCAGGUGUCCAGCCUCAGAUAAAAUCCCUGAAAAAAACUACAAAAUGUGUGUAGUUGAAAUUACAGUGUGUUCAAUGUUUUUAUUUGACCAUUGUGAUACUCGUUUCACGUCAAAUAACAAGCUGUUUAUUUUUGUUUUAUGGAAGGUCACUGAGGACCUGAAUACUGACCCUGAGGCAGACAGUGAUCACUUCAUGAUUUUGAUCAUAGAAUCACUGUCACUUCUCGGAAAAAUUCCUGAGGCAAUUGAGGUACUUCAACUAUCUUUUUUUUGUCUUUAUUGUUAAGGAUUCAAAUAUCCAUCACUAGCCACCUCCACUUUGCUGAAUAAUUAUUGUUAUUAUUAUACGUUGUACUCACCAUCUGUCUUCUGAUUGGCUAAGAGCCUACCUAGCUAAUUUUGGAAAUCAGCACAACCUACAGAUUAGUUAGUUAUCUGCUAGCAGAUAACUGACUAAUUUGUAGGUUGUGCGCCCAAUGCAUGAUUUCCAAUAACAAUAUCAAUUCAGGUUCUUUGCGACGGUGUGUUUGUCAUUAUUUUCUUCAAAACAAUGUAUAAUAAAACAAUUAUUGAUCUCGAACUCAGAAUUUUUGUUGGGUUCUCCUCUCCACACAUAUUCUAUAUAUUAUUAAAACCAAAGUUACCAGAGUAAAGCCCCUAAGAGCAGAGAAGAGAACCAGCUACAAACUCAACCCACACAGGUUGCCGAGGCCAGGACUCAAAGUCAGGCCAUAUUGGUGAUAGGAUGGUGCUCUCUCCUGCUUGUCAACAAACAAUAAUAAUAUUAUUCUUACAGGGUGAUUUUUAACGUGAGAGGACUUUGUAAACCUUGCCCUUGGAUUCAUUUGCUAUUGAUUAUAAGUAUUUGAAUUACCAGUUUUGUUUUUAUAAUUGAGCCCAUGGGUAAUUUGAACAAAUUUGUGAUUAAUACUUUUAAAAGAAUCGUUUUAAUAAUAAAACAGUAUAUUUGAUAAAAUUAUAAAUUAUAACACGUGAUAUUUGACUUGUCUUAUUCUUAUUUUUUGGUAGGCAAUAAAGAAACGAAUGAAGAUAGAGAUGUCAUUGAUAAUACACAGAGCAACUACCCUUGUCUCCAAAAGGUAAAUAUAGUUGCUUAUAAAUAAGUUAGUUUAAUACUAGAAUUAUGUUACAGCAAGGAGCCCAAAAGUUGACCUCUUUUAAUUAACUCACAUUCUUUCAUACAGACAAAUGUUAACCAAUCAGAAGUCAAGGACAGUUUCCAGAAUGUUAAUAAAUCAAAAGCAGUCACACUUUUAGGCUCCUUGCUGUAAUUUCCCUCUGGAACAGGAAGUUUGAUUUUUAUUGGGCCACAUUUUUACUUAUGAUUGAAAAUUUAUAAGUUUAAUUGCGAUGGAUAUUAUCAUGAAGCCCAAGAUAAUUUUCUUACAACAUUGAAAACUAGUUUCCUCAUUCUUCUCUUUUCCUUUUUUUUUAGGAUUGGGCAGCCUGGAGAAAUCAUUCUUCAGCAGGUAAUUACAAUGUUUAUACUACUACAUGAGAAAUUUCUGCAAUUUGAUUGGCUUAGAGCAGGGGUAUUUCAGCUUAAUUUGAAAUACCUACAUGUGAAAAUUACAAAACCUUUGUGGGUAGUAGUAUAAACAAAUAAUAGCAUGAUUUGUAUGUGAUAUUUGGAAUAAAUACCACUCGUGAUAUUUCAAAAUUGUGUCAAAUUUCACUCACCUAACGGCUCGUGAAAUUAUGUAUAACAAUUUUGAAAUAUCACUCGUGGUAUUUAUGCCAAAUAUCACUACAAAUCAUGCUAUUACCUAUACAAAUAGCAAAUUAAUCAAGCGAAGACUUCAUAGGGAUAACUGUAAGUACUGUCAUUCUUACAUUAUGGCCCUGAAAUAUAGACAGAAACAGAUAACUUCGCAAGUGAAAAUUCCAGCUUGUCAGGGGUAAACCAGUUGGCUGUUAGAAGUGUGACCAAGGAGUUUAACUCAGGACCUAACUGAGAACAUAUACUGCUGGUAGUGAGGGUGGGACCUGAGCUCUGAGCCUCCAUAUUGCAAGUCCAGCGCUCUAACCACUCAUCCACUUUUCCUCCGAAAAAUAUGUCUCAAAAACAAUUUAAAAGACACAAAGAUUUCUUUAAGCCCCCCCCCCCUCCCUCCCACAAAAAAAAGUUAAAAAAAUUAAUACAGGGAAAUCCUUUUAAUACCGCCACCCUUGUGACUGGGACUAAGUGUCCGUCCUAUGGCGAGUCAAAUAAAAGAACUAAAGAAAAGAAGGGACCAACACUAACUGUCCGUUUUACAAAGGUUGCCCUGUUAUACAGGUGUUCACUNUGGCUGUUAGAAGUGUGACCAAGGAGUUUAACUCAGGACCUAACUGAGAACAUAUACUGCUGGUAGUGAGGGUGGGACCUGAGCUCUGAGCCUCCAUAUUGCAAGUCCAGCGCUCUAACCACUCAUCCACUUUUCCUCCGAAAAAUAUGUCUCAAAAACAAUUUAAAAGACACAAAGAUUUCUUUAAGCCCCCACCCCCUCCCUCCCACAAAAACAAGUUAAUAUAAUUAAUACAGUCAACUCUGUUUAACACGGACACCUUUGGGACUGGCACUAAGUGUCCGUCUUAUGGAGAGUCAAAUAAAAGGAGUAAAGAAAGGCAGGGACCAACUCUAACUGUCCGUUUUACAGAGGUGUCCGUCUUAUAGAGGUGUCGACUGUAUUAAAAUAAUGCUCAUCACCCUUUUAGGAUACAUGGUAAAAUUUCUGGAACUGUAUAGCUUUGCCUUUUCUUGUUUUUUGUUAUGCAUUGUUAUUCUUUUUUUAGAACCAGCCUCAUUAUCUGUUUGAGCUGCUAGAAGUGGUGUUUGACUUGUUUAGGGGUGUGGCCCAUGCUCAUGAGACUGUGCUUUCAGCCAUCAACAGAAUCAUUGUAAGUACUUACAGAUGUACAUUGUACAGGGUACUUUACAGAAGGUUCAUCCUUUACUAAUAGUAUGCACGUUUUGACAGAGGAGGUCACCUUUAAUUUAAUUUAAUUCGUUUCCCAUGGCAAAUCAAAAUCGUGACACGAAAUGAAACAGGUCAGCAUCACAUUGGCAUCAACCAUAGCUGCACCAACCCCAGAAAGGCUGAACAUACCACCGGAUAGCCUGCGUGGCAGGCGUUCGAAAGGGAAGGGGAAGGGAAUUAGGGCGCAAGACCUUUCUCCCCCACGCGCCCCCAAAUUGCCCCUUUCCCUUCCCCUUUUAACACCUGCCACGCAGGCUAACCACCGGACCCCUCUACUUUUUUGCAGAUGGUCAGCACCGAGGCAGUGCGUUCUCCUCAGUCAUUUUUAGAUCCUUAUUGUUCCCUUGUUGUAAUGUGUGGUUUGUUGGUCUGAAAUUAGAUAUACAUCAGGCAGCGGUUGUUAAAAUGUUGGAUAGCACUAUUCACCGGAUAAAUCACUAUACAGUGGGUAAGUAUUACGGAAAUCAAUUACGCUAUCCAGUGGCUAGAGAAUUACCCGGUGGAUAGUGCUAUCCAACGUUUGAACAACCGGGACCAGAACUGUUUGGGUCUGAAAAAGUGUUUUGGGCUUGAUUUUCAGGAAGUAAGCUGUACACCCCACCCAUAUUUACAUGGAAUACCCCCGCCCCCCUCCACCUCUAUGCUCAGUUAUGUUGGCAGCUCAGGGGCACAAGGGCAUAAGCACUAUUUGUCGUAGGUUUGAUUCCCCUUUGGGCACUCAAAUGUUCAUGACAUUACAAAUGUGAAAACUUUCUCAUUGGAAUGCUUCUUACUCUCUCUUACUCUGGUUUUUCUCUUGAUAUCCCAGAAGGCACCAGGCACUCAGGUGGAUUUAGGGGACACAGACAUUUAUACAAUAGAUGUUGUUUGGUCUGAGAUCCAGUUUGCCGUAAGUUGAAAACUUAGCAAUCAUAGCUCAAACCAUCACUGAACCGCUCACAGUACAGGAUUAGAACCAACUUAAUAAGGCCCACAGACACGACCAAUUUCCAAAUGGUAUGGCGGUUUGUUGCCUGGAAACUUCGCAAGAGUUACCAUAAGCAUAUCUUGGCAAACAAGUGUUAAUGAUAAAUGUGCACAAAGGUUAAUCACAGCAAGCUGGCAGAUAAGAAUUAUGUACAGUAGAACCCGGGUAAAUCGAACUCUGAAGGGAAAAUAUGAAAAACAGCUCGAGUUAGCGGGGGUUCAAGUUAAUGGGAUUGAUUGAAUAUUGAAUUCACCACUUCAACAACUGAUAAUUACUGAUUUUUCAGCACUUCAGUGUGUAUGAUACAGUGCAAAUUUGCUUACUUCAUCGAAAAUGCAUUUUUAUGAUAAAACGCGAUCUGUUCGUUGUUGUAGGGUUAGUUUUAGUGGUUUUACCGAUUACACAACAAGAAGAGCUAAUGGGAUGGUUCUUAGAGGGCCACAAGUUUAUCAGUUUUUUUAUAACUGUCACGUGUUUACCCUCUUUAAAUAAAGGCGUUACCUUACCUUACCUUAAACCACUAGAUUCUUAUUAGUGAGUGAUUACUGUAGUCAAAUCUGUGUUACACUGUACCUAAUGUUGAGGAUAAUCAGUAUUGCCCCACCAAAAUAGCUUGUAUAACAGUAUUACUGUUUAUUACAGAUUCAAGUGUUACUAGGUGACUACCUGGAUGUUCAAAACACUGCAACUCAACAAGGGCCAGUGACGUUUUCUGAGUCCGCAAGGUAACCAGGUCUUUUCGUCAUUGCAUUUCUCUAUAUUAUAUAUGACAAUGCACAGAAGUUCACAUUUUUGUGAUAAAUCAAAGAACUUUACAGACCCCAAACAUCUGUAGAUCUUGAUUGUCACAGAUAUCAGAAAGAUUUCAAUCUUUCCAACAAACCUCACGCUGAAAAGAGAUGUCCAUCCAGUCAUCCCCACUAAUGGAAUAUCCGUUGUUUGCUGGGAAUCUGGCUGUCAAGGAUAUUUAUUCGCUCUUGGCAAUUUGCUCUUUAUAUUUUUAUCAGCAAGACAUCUUAUAAGUGGAGUAAUAUAUAUUUUUCUUUUUUCAUUGUUGCUGUUUUUGUUUAGCGAUGUGGCAGAAUUCUUUACACUAAGGAGGCGAGGGCUAUUAAAAUCAGAUGAGCGGGUAAGAUGCCUGGUUUUCACUUUUUUUUAUCAAAAAGGCACUAGAGUUUGAAUAUCUCAAACCUCCGUCUGCUUAUCUCAAGGAUUAAAUCAGCAUUUCACAGGUUCAAUUCCUGACCUUAUUUCAAGGCAAUCUGUAAAUGAGUAGUGGCAUUUCAGAUAUCUUAAUAAUAUUAAUGUCCAAGAUUCUUCCAGGUUUUUUCCACUGUUUUAUUUGUUGAAUCGCCAUAGCCUUGUCGGAAAGUACCUACUGGCUACAUGAAUUUUAUGAUAACUGUCGAACCUAUUACCAUUUGGUUACUAGUCCAUGUGCUCUACCAAUGAGCUAUAGGAGCGUCGCGGAAGCUAAGGCUGGUCAUUAAAUCAGGUUCACGUGAAAAACAAUUUGCAAUACCGCUAAAGGGUGGCAUAUGUACAUUGAUGAUACAAGCGUGAUGGUGAAUUUGUUUGUCCUCGUAACCAGCUUCUAGUGAUUUCUUGCCACCUUUUAUUUUUAGACUCCGCUGUAUCGGUUUGAAGGUUCUUCGUCUGCUAUAAGCAUGAACACGUACAUCAGAGAAAGACGGCAGGAAUGCAUGGCUGGAACAGCGGUA
Messenger RNA from Porites evermanni, 12264 nucleotides. The record is from the annotation of a GenBank genome assembly. Lineage: Eukaryota; Metazoa; Cnidaria; Anthozoa; Scleractinia; Poritidae.